AUGAAUAAGAAGAUUCUCAAUGGAAGGACUCUAACUGCUUCUAUUGCUGCUGAUAAUGGACGUGCUCCGAAGUUUAUUCGGAAGCGCGUGUACAAUACUGAGACUGCUUUGUGUUAUGAGUGUGGGGGGCAUGGUCAUUUGUCGUAUGAGUGUCCUAAGAAUCAGUUGGGGCCGAGGCCGCGGCCUCAGCCUAAGAAGCCGCGACGGGGAUUUAGUGGGCUGAGGGAUAGGGAUUGGGAGGAGGAAGGUGAUGAGGAGAAGGAGGAGGGUGGUCAGAUUGCUGCGGAGCAGUUUGACGAUAAUUGGGCUUCUGUUGUGGAUGAUGAAGCGGGUGAAAGGUUGCUGGGGAGAAACAGAAAUGAUGAUGAGGGUUUGGACAACAACAAGACGAAGAAGAAAGGGAAGAAAGCUGGGUAUUUCAAUGAUGAGAGUGAUCAUGAUGAUGAUGAUUGA
Molecule: messenger RNA, 453 nt
Organism: Lathyrus oleraceus (garden pea)
Lineage: Eukaryota; Viridiplantae; Streptophyta; Magnoliopsida; Fabales; Fabaceae
Product: U11/U12 small nuclear ribonucleoprotein 31 kDa protein-like
Exons: 1
Coding region: 1-453 (150 amino acids)
Biological process (GO): mRNA splicing, via spliceosome
Cellular component (GO): U12-type spliceosomal complex
Molecular function (GO): zinc ion binding; nucleic acid binding
Source: RefSeq, a predicted model, not a curated record